GGGUUACCUCGCCUCGUGACAGCGAUUUAAUUAGCAGUAGAUCUGCUGUAGACUGCUUAACUUGUCGAGGAGGAUAUUCAAUCGGCCCUGAUUAAAGCAGCUUUAUUGUAUCGUUACGUGAGUGCCUUAAAUUUGAUUCUCUAAUUUAAAAGUACGAAUGUGAUUUUCAUCAUGACUAUUUUCUUCCUUACUAGAAGGCAGAUGUACUGAAAAAUAUCAAACUCUGCGUGUGAUUUGCCGCUUAUUCAACUUUUGAACAAUUUUCCCCUUGAAACUUAAACCUUUAGGUUCUUAUGCCCGGGCUUGCGAAGAGCUAUGCACGGAAUUACGAGUUGCUUCAUUAGGUAGGAUGUUGCCAGCCAGGAUCAGAGUGCGGGUUAGGGGACCUGCUCUGGUCCAUUCCCUGCCGCCUUGCUGCCGGCGUAUCAAAUUAUCCGUGACGUGCCCUGAGCCUAAUGAUAACAGCGCCAAGCUUAUCGUCGACAGCUUCAGGUCUUCCUCCACGUCUGCUGCUACCGAAGUCGAGAAGUGCGUUCAAGUCUCCAGAUACUCUCGCCUCAAGCAACCGAUUCCUAAGACGCAGAAUAUAUCUCCGGGGAUGGUGAUCAGUCACGUCCAGGACGCAUUCGGGGCGACUGAGUCUCAAUGCUUGCAGUUGUUAAAGUCGCCAGAACUGCUGAGGCUGAAACAGAAGAAGCUGCUAGACACCAUCUCCAUCAUCAGAGACAACGACAUCUCACUCAGCCAACUCAUGAGAAUCCCGUGGCUGCUCACACUGAGUCCAAAUUACCUCCGCUGGCGCCUGUCGAUGUUAGUGGACGAUGCGUUCAUGUUCCAAACGCCCUCCGACGGCGCCGGCUUUUGCUGCCUCUGCGUUCCCUCUAUCGGGAAAUUACGAACUCAGUUUUACAGCGAGCGUUACGAGAUUUCUGACCACAGGAACAGGAUAUACUACAUGGCAGACAGACUCAAAGUGAGUGUGCCGGAAAUGUCUGAGGCUAUCGCUCAGCCCAAGAGUAUGAACGUCAUGCCCUUACAACGCGUCCGUCAGGUCAUCGAUAUGCUCAUUAAGUACCAAGUUCCACUUGAGGACAUAGUGAGAGAUCCCUGGAUGUUCCUGAGCAAACUCGAGCUCGACGCCAGAGUCCCCGAUGCAGCAGCAGCACUAGAGUGCAUUGCGCCCCGUGUGCUGGAGGUGGCGUCACUGCUGGGCAUCAACCCAUAUCUUCUGGCCGCGUACUCCAGCGACCGCAGAGUGAGAAGAUUGAUGUCCAGGAAAGGUCCCGUCAUCGCCGGCUUGCUGAUGAAUAAAGGAUAUUCUCUGCUGCAGAUUUUGCUGGACACGAGAGUGAUCAAUUACAAGCCCCAGCGCCUCGCCGAGCGUCUCGCGCGCGUCACGAGUCACAGGACGGCAACGAUGAGCGUGCUCUAUUACCCUGACCAAGUCUUUGAUGCAUACUGUCGUAGGAUGGAAUAUGCUCCCACCCUCAUUGAUGGCUACACUGAUGUCAAAAGAUCAGCGCUAUGAUAACGUUCAACUCGAAUCAUACUCUCCGAGAAUAUCAUUUAUUCAAAACUUAAUCUUCAGAUUCACAAGAAAAAAAU
Hyalella azteca is the source of this 1605-nucleotide messenger RNA. RefSeq lists its product as uncharacterized. NCBI's taxonomy places the organism in Eukaryota, Metazoa, Arthropoda, Malacostraca, Amphipoda, Hyalellidae. Gene Ontology annotation, molecular function: double-stranded DNA binding. Gene Ontology annotation, cellular component: mitochondrial matrix. The coding region runs from base 350 to 1528 and encodes 392 amino acids. Gene Ontology annotation, biological process: regulation of DNA-templated transcription; termination of mitochondrial transcription. The record is from RefSeq and is a predicted model, not a curated record. The transcript is spliced from 8 exons.